AUAAAAUAAGAGGGGUCGCGAGAACUUUCAAAAAGGGAGUGUGGUGACGUAACGUAGAGCUUCAAAUCGCUCACUAGUCAAGUUCUCACAAAUCAUCAGAAAGAUUAAGGUCGUGUUUCCGGUGACGCCUUUGAGUCGGUGAUUCCACGGAGUUAGGAAUGGAGGACGACGGUUCCAGCUCGAUUCGCCGCAUGUCAAGCCGAACGCGAAAAGUUGCGUCCAAAAUGGCCGCCGCACUUGCCAGUGCCGACAACCGCACUCAGGCGGCACUUGCGCGCUUGGAUGCUUUGGAGAAUGACAAUGCUGGUUUUGAAAUUGCAGAUGCCAAUAACGAUGAUGAUGAAGCUUCUCUCGACGAGGAGGAUCAAUUUUAUAUACAGAAAAAGCAGUCUAAAGGCACAAAAAGAAAGACCAGACAGGCAAAAGCACUUGAAGCUAGGAGGGCCCCGAGAACAUUCCUUGAGCUCUUGCAUGAGGCUAACUUAGAAUCAUUGCCACCUCACGUGCCCUCCUAUUGGAAAGCCGCAGUUGGACCUCCAAGCUCAACCUCCCGUCGCCACUUCUGCACUGUUUGUGGGUUUUCUGCUAAUUACACUUGUGUGAGAUGUGGUAUGCGCUUUUGUUCCUAUAGAUGUCAAAAUGUGCACAAUGAUACUCGUUGCUUGAAAUUUGUAGCCUGAUUCAUGGUCCACAAAAAUGUGCACAAGAACAUUAUUGGACAGACUAUUGUAACUUGUUAUAUAUCAGUGUUCACCAUCACUAUGUGCAA
This is a messenger RNA of Vigna unguiculata (cowpea), 769 nucleotides long. It is a transcript of the gene SEF, whose product is annotated as HIT-type Zinc finger family protein. The record is from RefSeq and is a predicted model, not a curated record. Gene Ontology annotation, biological process: chromatin remodeling. Lineage: Eukaryota; Viridiplantae; Streptophyta; Magnoliopsida; Fabales; Fabaceae.